AUGGAGCGGGAGGAGGGCAUUCGACUCAUGCAAUCCUGCCACAGCCUCGCUCGGGCGAAAGAUAUUCAUAUACGAAUCCAGCACUUGCACACGCCCGGGGACGUGUUCUUCUCCAACAAGCUCAUCGAGAUGUAUGGGCGGUGUGGAUGCCCGCAGCGGGCACGCAAGAUCUUCAACGCCAUGGACGCCAGGAACUCUUUCACCUGGGAGCUCAUGUUGGCUGCCUAUGCCCGGGACCGGCAGCUCGAGAACGCGCGGGGGAUUUUCGAUGCCAUGCCGGAGAGGCUGCUUUUCUCCUGGACUGUCAUGGUAUCAGCAUAUGCCCAAUCCGGGCAUCUGGACGAGGCUAAACGAGUGUUUGAUGCCAUGGAAACAAGGAAUUUGGUGUCAUGGACUUCUCUCUUGGUGGCUAUCAUGCCUCAGAGAAACUUGAUCACUUGGAGCACAAUGCUUGCAGCUCUAGCGCAAGAUGGUAAUUCAGAUCUAGCAAAAGCUUUGUUUGAUGACAUGCCAGAACGCAAUCUCGUCUGCUGGAACACACUCCUUUCUGCAUAUGCCCAAAACGGGCAUCUUGUUGAGGCGGCAAAGCUGUUUCAUGAGAUCCCACUCCGAUGCUCAGUCUCCUGGAACGUAAUGCUGGGUGCUUAUGCCGAGCAUGGUUUCGUGGAGGAAGCUCAAGAACUCUUCGCUAAAAUGCCAGUUCGAAAUCUGGUAUCGUCAACAGCGAUGCUGGGAGUUUAUGCUCACAGCGGUCGUGUUGCCGAGGCCAAGGCUCUCUUUGAUGGGCUUCCAGAGAGAGACAUGGUGGCAAACACAGCAAUUCUUUCCUCGUUUGCUGCGAAUGGUUUCACGGACGAAGCCGAGCUUAUGUUUGUGGAAUCCAUGCCACAGUGGGAUGCCGUCUCGUCCAACGUGAUGAUCGGGCUCUACGCUUGGCACGGCCGGAUCGACGAUGCCAAGAGGGUCUUCGAGGACAUGCCACAGAGAGACUCCAAAUCGAGCGACACGAUGCUGGCGGGCUUGAUCCAUGCUCGAGACGUCGAUGCAGCAAAAGUUUUGCUCCAGGAGAUGCCGCAUUGGAGCUUGAUCCAGGCCACCGAGAUGCUCAAGCUCUUCUCGUCGGCGUCUAGAUUUGACGAGGCGAAGUUGGUGUUUGAUGCCAUGGCCGAGCAUGACUCCAUCAGCGGGACUGCCAUGCUUGCUGCAUAUACCGCUUGUGGGGAUCUCGCAAACGCAAAGGAAAGCUUUGAUGCUCUGCCCGAGCAAGAUAUUGUUUCAUGGUCGGCUCUCUUAUCGGCGUAUGCUCGAGCAGGCCAUGUAGAGGAAGCAAAGUGUGUCUUUGACACCAUGCCCGAGAGGGACACAGUGGCUUGGAGUUCCAUGGCGGCAGCAUAUGCCCAAAACGGGCAUCUGUUGGAAGCUAGAGUUUUGCUCAGGGAGAUGCCCGAGUGGGACAUGGUGUCGUGGACGGCGGUGCUGGCCGGCUAUGGGCAGAACGGGCAUAUCGGCGUCGCCAAGAGGAUGUUCGAUGGUAUGCCCAGUCGUGACUCGGUAGCAUGGAGCGCAAUGCUGGUGGUGAGCGCUUUGAACGGGAGAUUCGACCAAGUCUUUCGUGUCAUGGACGAGAUGGUGACGGUGGAGAGGCCGGAUCCGAGUUUACGCUGGGAGGUGCUGCUUUGUGUCGAUGAGCCAGGACUAUGGUCUCAACCCCGCGAAGCAGCACUUCUCGUGCAUGGUGGACCUGUUGAGCCGCGGGGGAUACCUGCAAGACGCGAGGGAUCUGAUCAUCAGCAUGCCUUUCGAGCCGGAUGUUCUGGAGUGGAGAUCGCUGCUUGGAGCUUGCAGCAGCUUCAAGCAACUCAACCAUGGGACACUGGCGGCCAAGAGUGUGAUGGAUUUGAGUCCAAAGGACUCGGCUGGUUACGUGCUCCUGGCAAACAUCUUUCAGGAGAAUAG
Messenger RNA from Selaginella moellendorffii, 1956 nucleotides. RefSeq names its product pentatricopeptide repeat-containing protein At4g02750-like. The coding region runs from base 1 to 1956 and encodes 651 amino acids. The transcript has 3 exons. Gene Ontology annotation, molecular function: protein binding. The record is from RefSeq and is a predicted model, not a curated record. NCBI's taxonomy places the organism in Eukaryota, Viridiplantae, Streptophyta, Lycopodiopsida, Selaginellales, Selaginellaceae.